Messenger RNA from Xenopus tropicalis (tropical clawed frog), 1360 nucleotides. RefSeq names its product fibrinogen like 2 (gene fgl2). Bases 54 to 1343 code for a protein of 429 amino acids. Lineage: Eukaryota; Metazoa; Chordata; Amphibia; Anura; Pipidae. The transcript has 2 exons. The record is from RefSeq and is a predicted model, not a curated record.
UUCUAUAUAAACUGAGGCUGAUUUCUGCAUUUCCCAGAUCAGACUCUGCCGAGAUGAAGACUCUCAUUUGCUUAACUACUUUAUUUAUCCUGGCAGCAGUGCAUGCUGGAACAGAAGAAGAAAGUGCUUUAGGGGAAAAGGUGGGUAAUUCUUGUUCUAUAAGAAUGAAAAAUGGGGGCAAAUGUGAUGAAGAUGGCAACUGCCCCUACCAGAUAAACCUACCAUCCAUGACAAUUCAGCUACCAAAACAGUUCCAACUCCUUGAAAAGACAAUCAAGGAGGUACAGAGCCUUAAGGAAAUAGUAAAUGCCCUAAAGAAAUCCUGUCAGGAUUGCAAGCUGCAGGCAGAUGAUACCCCAGAAAAAGACAAUGGGCAACAAAAUCCAGAGUCUACUAAUGGGGACCAGGACAACAAUAUACACGAGUUGCAAUCAAAGGUGAAGAAGAUGUCAAUCAGUCUGAAAAAUGCCAGAAAUCAGAUAAACUCUCUUCAGGAGCAGCUGGGAAAGAUGAGCCCUAUUAAUAUGAACACUAUAGAGCAAUAUGUGGACACGAAAAUGAUUAACCUUUCAUUUGCUCUCAACAAUUUAGACAACAAAUGCUCAAGCAACUGUCCAGUACUGGAAGCCAACCCAAGUAUCCAACUUCUAUACAAGGAUUGCUCUGACUACUAUAAGAUAGGUAAAAAGGUGGAUGGACGUUAUAGAGUGACACCGGAUGAAAAGAACAAAACAUUUGAAGUAUACUGUGACAUGGAAUCUAUGGGAGGAGGAUGGACAGUGGUGCAAAUACGCAAAGAUGGAAGCACAAGUUUCAAUCGGACUUGGAAUGAAUAUAAAAAUGGUUUUGGGAAUCUUACUGGAGAGUUUUGGUUAGGAAAUGAUAAGCUGCAUCUUUUAACCAAAAGCACUGAUAUGAUACUAAGAAUUGAGCUUGAGGAUUUUAAGGGUAAUAGAGAAUAUGCUAAGUAUGAUCAGUUUUACGUAGCCAAUGAAUAUCUUAAAUAUCGGCUAACUAUUGGUGGCUACAGUGGUACAGCAGGUGAUGCUUUACAUUUUAGUAAGCAAUACAACCAUGAUCAGAAAUUCUUUACUACACCUGAUAAAGACAAUGACAGAUAUCCCUCUGGAAACUGUGGAUCGUAUUAUAGUUCUGGCUGGUGGUUUGAUGCAUGCAUGUCUGCUAAUCUUAAUGGCAAAUACUAUAAGAAUGACUACAAAGGAGUGCGUAAUGGCAUUUUCUGGGGUACCUGGACUGGUGUCUCAGAUGAACAUCUUAAUAGUUACAGGCAAACUUUUAAAUUUGUUAAAAUGAUGAUCAGACCAAAAAGCUUCAGGCCCUAAUAAAAAGUUACAUGAAA